Molecule: messenger RNA, 462 nt
Organism: Penaeus indicus
Lineage: Eukaryota; Metazoa; Arthropoda; Malacostraca; Decapoda; Penaeidae
Product: pro-resilin-like
Exons: 2
Coding region: 72-413 (113 amino acids)
Cellular component (GO): extracellular matrix
Source: RefSeq, a predicted model, not a curated record
CUUUACUUGCUUACACUAUAUAAACAGAGAGAAACAUUCUCUCUGCAUCAGAUAUUCUAUCAUCACACAUCAUGGAAUUUAAGGUAGCUGCACUCGCCGCUCUUUUGGCCGUUGCCCUUGCCCGCCCUCAGAACGGCUAUGGCGUUCCAACGCCCUCUUCAGCACCUGCCAAGUACGACUUCAACUACGCCGUCAACGAUCCCCCAUCUGGCAACGACUUUGGCCAUCAGGAGGCCCGAGAUGGUCCUAAUACUCAGGGUUCCUACUAUGUCCUCCUUCCCGACGGUCGUCUCCAGAGAGUCACCUACACUGUGAACGGUGAUUCAGGCUAUUUGGCCGAGGUUACCUACGAGGGUGAGGCGCAGUACCCCUCCACACCACGCCCCUAUACACCCGCCCCACAGUAUGGUUAAAUGUAGGGAUUUCGUAACCUCUGUGUAGAUAAAUUAAUAAACUAGUAUA